This is a messenger RNA of Rubroshorea leprosula, 3553 nucleotides long. The record is from the annotation of a GenBank genome assembly. Lineage: Eukaryota; Viridiplantae; Streptophyta; Magnoliopsida; Malvales; Dipterocarpaceae.
GACGGAGAAGACCAAAAUUGACUUGGUAAAUUCUUAAUUUGCCCCUGCCUUUACAUGCACUUCAAUUUCAUUCUUCUUAUUUAGCCGCUGCUCCUCUUGCUCGUUUUUGAAGCAUUGUUCAGAGUCCUUUAGUGCGAAAUCUACUUAAGGAGGUAUUUUCCAGCAUCCAUGGAGAAGAUGAUCAUGGGCUUUAUCUUCCUUCCAAUGUUGUUGAUGCAAAGUUUCAUGGCUUCCAUAGCCGUUUCUCAACCAAACAUCACCACAGACCAAUAUGCCCUUCUUGAAUUCAAAGCUCACCUCACUUCUGAUCCUCUUAAUAUCUUGUCCUCCAAUUGGUCUUCUGCCACCUCAGUCUGUAACUGGGUAGGUGUUUCCUGCGAUACUUUUCAUCACAGAGUCACGACCUUGGAUCUUCCAAACAUGAACCUCACUGGCAGCCUUCCUUCCCAUCUUGGAAACCUAUCAUUUCUUUUAUCUCUCAACUUGAGUAAAAACAACUUUAAUGAACAUAUCCCUCCGGAAUUAGGGAAGCUACGUCGUUUGAGGUUCAUGGACUUGAGCCACAAUUUUCUUAAUGGAAGCAUCCCAAAUGAGAUUUGGUUGCUUUCAAAGAUGGAGAUUUUUAGAGUAGGUGACAACCAGCUUACAGGAACUAUAUCAAGAAAUAUUGGCAACUUAACUAAGCUAAAGCGAAUAUAUAUUGGAGAUACAAAAAUAAGAGGGGAAAUACCACAGGAGAUAGGUAAUCUUCAUAAUUUGGAGAAAUUUUCAGCUAGUAAUACAAGCCUCUUAGGUCUUAUUCCACCAAAUAUCUUCAAUAUCUCUUCCUUAAGAUGGAUUUAUCUCCACCAAAAUAACCUUUCUGGUACCCUUCCUAUUGACUUGUGCUACCCUUCGUCAAAUCUUGAGCUGCUUUAUUUGUCCAAGAAUCAAUUAAGUGGCUCAAUUCCCUCAAGUAUAGGCAAAUGCAAGAAGCUUCAGAAUUUGUCUCUAGUGGUUAAUAGUUUCACUGGAUACAUCCCAAGAAGCAUUGGGAACUUGACUGAACUUACUGAAAUACGUCUUGGCUUCAAUGAAUUGGAAGGUGAAAUACCAGAGGAGCUUGGCAACUUACCCUUGAGGAUUUUAAGGAUGGGAUUCAACUUCUUUACUGGUUCCAUUCCUCCCAUAAUCUUCAACAUCUCAACCUUGGAAAUCAUUUUCUUAGGAGUGAAUAACCUUUCAGGUCAUAUCCCUUCAACUCUUGGACUUGGGCUUCCAAAGCUUGAUAAGCUAUAUAUAUAUAGCAAUAAUCUUAGUGGCAUUUUCCCAAGUUCCAUCUCCAAUUCUUCCUUGCUUACCGUUCUAGAGAUAAGCAAAAACUCGUUCUUUGGUCCUUUCCCCAAUUCACUUGGCAAUUUAAGAUUUCUCCAACAGCUUCAAAUUUCGAAAAACAUGUUCAUUGAAUUCUCCACUCCUAAAAGAAGCUUUCUUUCUUCUUUGAUAAAUUGUAGGAAUCUGACAUAUCUAUCUAUAUCGUUUAAUUCAUUGAAUGGCGUCUUGCCAGGUUCAAUUGCAAAUCUAUCCACUUCUCUUCAACAUUUGUAUGCACACAAUUGCAAAAUCUAUGGAAACAUUCCCUUAGAAAUUGGCAACUUGAGCAACUUGAUGGUUUUGAGUCUUUCUAGUAAUGAUUUGACUGGACCAAUUCCAGGAACAAUUGGAAGAUUGCAACAGCUUCAAGGUCUAUAUCUUUAUAGUAAUAAAUUGCAAGGAACAAUUCCAAAUGAUCUGUGUCAUUUAGAUAGAUUAUAUGAAUUGGAAUCAAGUUACAAUCAACUCACUGGAUCCAUGCCAGAGUGCUUUGCCAAUUUAACUUCUUUAAGACAUCUGAACUUAGGUUACAACAACUUAAGUUCUACCAUACCUUCCAACUUCUGGAGUCUUAGAUAUAUCUUGGAAGUAAACUUAUCAUCAAAUUCAUUCAGCGGUCCUCUUCCAUUAGAUUUUGGAAACUUGAAGGUCUUGAUCAGCAUGGAUUUGUCUAGAAAUCAGCUAUCAAGCAAUUUACCUAGCACCAUUGGGGAUAUCAAAGAUCUGAAAUAUCUUUCCUUGGCAGAAAAUGCAUUAGAAGGUAAUAUUCCUCAAUCAUUUAACGGGUUGGUAAGCUUGGAAUUCUUGGAUCUCUCUAACAACAUUCUCUCUGGAGUGAUUCCUAAGUCUUUGGAAGGACUUUCCCAUCUCAAAUUCUUCAAUGUAUCUUUCAAUAGACUUGAAGGGGAAAUCCCAAGUGGAGGAUCAUUCAAAAAAUUCUCUGGUCAAUCAUUUAUUGGAAACAUUGCCCUCUGUGGUUUGCCAAGAUUUCAAGUUCCUCCAUGUAAGUCCUGUAAGAAAUCCAUCUAUGUGCUAAGAUUAGUGUUGCCACCUUUAGCAAUUACCAUAUUGAUACUUACCUUCAUCAUCAUCAUCAUCAUCAUCAUCUCCAAAGCACAACAUAAUUCAAAAGCACAAUCCACGGAUGAAGAAAUUUUGCCAAGUCUAGCAAAAUGGAAGAGAAUUUCAUACAAUGAACUUCAACAUGCAACUAACAAAUUCAAUGGAAGCAACUUACUUGGCACAGGGAGUUUUGGGUCAGUAUACAAUGGGAUACUUCCUGGUGGAAUGAACAUUGCAAUAAAGGUCUUUAAUCUGCAAGUAGAAGGUGUACUCAAGAGUUUUGACACAGAAUGUGAAGUAUUGUGUAGUUUUCACCAUCGAAAUUUGGUCAAAAUCAUUAGUUGUUGCUGCAAUGAAAAUUUUAAAGCCUUGGUGCUCGAGUUCAUGCCUAAUGGAACCUUGGAGAAGUGGUUAUAUUUUGAUAAAUAUUUUCUAAAUGUCCUACAAAGAUUGGAUGUAAUGAUUGAUGUGGCUUCUGCUCUAGAAUAUCUCCACCAUGGACAUUCAGUUCCAAUCAUUCAUUGUGAUUUGAAACCUAGCAAUGUGUUGCUUGAUGAAGAUAUGGUUGCACAUGUGGGGGAUUUUGGCCUUGCCAAGCUUUUGGGAGAAGGGGAAUCUGUGAUGCAGACAAUGCAAAUUGCCACAAUAGGCUACAUAGCACCAGAGUAUGGAUCAUUGGGAGUGGUUUCUACAAAAUGUGACGUUUACAGCUAUGGAAUCUUAGUCCUGGAGACAUUCACAAGACGAAAACCCACGGACAAAAUGUUUACUGGAGAAAUGAGCUUGAAGACGUGGGUGAAUGAAUCAUUAUCUCAGUCAGGAAUUGAAGUUGUGGAUGCCAGUUUGAUGGAGGAGGCGGAGCAUUUCAUUGCCAAAGCAAAUUGUGUUUCCUCUAUUCUGGAAGUAGCUUUGAAUUGCUGUGCAGAAGCACCCAAAGUACGGAGAAAUAUGAUGGAUGUUGUAGUGAUGCUUAAAAAGAUAAAAAAUCAGUAUCUUAAGGAUAUUGGAAUUGAGAAAAUCAUGUAAAUUAAAUAACUAGAAUUAAAGACUACUUUAGUGUUGAAAUUAAGGUUUUGGACAAAGAAUAAAGAUGGUUUCUCUACUUGUAUAAGUUUCAUAAUAUAAAUUACUAAUUUUA